UACACCUACAUGCUAUCCAUUUGACUAGUUAAACUAGCUCCAGCAGGGCUUUAGAUUUCCCAGGUGUGUUUGAUACUGGGCAAAGUAUGAACCAGAAAGCCAAUGCACAGGAUAAAUGGGCCCAAACCGGAUGGAGAAUAGAGCAGAAGUAUGCAAACAAAGUGUUGUUAGGCAACUGGGCUGAAGAAAGACUUCAGUUCACUCGCAAGCCAAAGAUAGCCUACAGCACCAGUUCUGUAGACUACCGACCCCACAGGGAUUUCAAGCCAGACAUCUCUGAGAGAAGAUCUGCCCUGCUGAGAGCUGAGGGGCUUCCAUCUAAGACGAUUUUUGGGCACCAUGACCAGCCAUCCUCACAUUAUCUGGUCACACAGUAUGCGGAAAGCUACGGGCGUAACCUCAUCAAUGCUUUGCCCACUCUGCAACACAGACAUGCAGACAACUUGACACAAAAGCCCGAGAGGUCUGACCAGCUGACUUCUGCACUUCCAAACAACUUUGGCCCGCUGCAGACCACAAAUCACCAUUUUGAAAUACAGCAGUCACACCUUCCAUCUCUGACUGAGUACAGGUCAGCAUACCAGAGGCAACCACUUAGUGCCUUCUGCCAGAGCCGCUUUGCCAAGGCUUCACACAUGCUCUCCAGCCACCUCUAUGAAGCCAAUCGUAACAACAAGGAUCUGGAUCUGAGACAGCACUUGAUCCUACAAGUCCCGGAUCAUUAUUUCAGCCUAUGUCCACCAUCACAACAGGCUUAAUUUCAGUAUUGUAGCUAUGAAACUGCCUCCAAUACUGGUUAAUUUAGAAGCUGUGUUUGUGAAUUCCCUUUUUCCGUAGUUGGCAACAAGUAAAACCCUAACUCAACAGACCAUUUGGGGAAAUCAAAUGGAUUUUAAAAAAUUAAAGACAAUUCUCAUUACCUUGUGAGGACUACUGUAGAUUUACGCUGGUGAGUUGCUUUAGCAUUUAAAUGUGUGAGAGGGAGAAAGGGAUGGGACUAUAAAUUAUCUCCACCCUUUCAGAACAUAAUUACAUGCAAGUUCUUUCUCUGCGCAGAGUGUAUGUGAAACUGGAAAUGGGCUGUUAGUAUUAGUCUAGAUACUCUGCGGGAGAAAUAAAUAAAUAAAAAUACUGUUGAUGCCAGAACUGAUCUGGGUAUUUAGGUAAAACAGAAGCAAUGAGUCAUCCAAGGCAAUGUCUGAAGGGAUGUGUCUAACUCCCAUUCCAUUAGGUGUUUAAUUACAGAGAAUCAAAGUGUUUAAUUAGGAAGAAUCAAAGAUGCUUAUGUUUGAUGGUCAACCAUCUGCGUCUGCCUCCCUUUUUCCCACUUGCCUGCUGCCUUCCAGUGUAGCUCUGUUUCACCCACUGUUAGCUAGUUAGUCUCUCUACUGUGCUGCUGAUGCCCGUGUGUCACAUGACACCCUUGGGUUAUGAGAAAUCUUCAACACAACACGUCUUACCAAAGAACGGCUGUAUUUGCCUCUGAGCCACACGAUGGUGCUAUAGCAACACGUCACUCUCGCUGUCUUUUAAGUCCUUGCCUUUACAGUCUGUAUGGUGAGGAACUUAAUUGUACAUGAAGAAACAAUGAGGGAUUUAAUAUUUGCAUCAUUCUUAUGCAUAUUCAGUUGUUAAUGUAAUCAACACAGUAAAAUAAACCACACAUAUUUAGAUUGAGCUUGUAUUAUUCUAUUACUUUUUACAAGUCACACAAACAGCAGAAUAGACAUCUUAAUAGAAUUAGUCACUAAGUGUGGAUUAAUAUUCACUGAAUGACAAAUUUCUAAAUUCCUCUGAUGUUUAUAAAACAAUAGAUAACAAAGUGAAGAUAUCAUUUGGUACAAUGAGCUGAGGAUGUUCUUAAUCUUAUUCACAUUGAAAACAAAUACACAUCUUUCUUGCCACCAUAGAAGGUGACUGAAAUGACAGAAAUAACUACAAGUCUGAGUGUUUCAGUGCAGUGACAAAUGCUUUCGAAGCUUACCUAUUUAUAUUGCAUGGCAUACCCAUUUACAUCAUGUCAUAUCUAAAGAGCAACUGUAAGUAAUGACGUUGUAUUCAGGCCACUGUGUAAAAUAUAUUUGUGCCCUACACAAGGGGACACAGUAAUAGAUUAAAAUUAUAUUGUUAAAUUCUUGUUCAGUUAGCGCUGAAUGAUUUCGUUUACUCUGAUGCUUUUUUAUGAAUUAUCUUUGGAUUAAAGAGAUUAAGCAUCUGGGAUGAUAUAAAACUAACAUAAUAGCAAGAAGAAGUUGCAAAUCAAAGUAGCAAACAGUUUCAAUGGCAGCACAUCCUGUGUAAAUCUAGGUAAACAGUAGUUUGACUACCAUUAAGAGUCUUAUAAUUUACAUCUAUUGCCAAGAAUGAGACAUGAGGAAAACACAAUUCUUUCUGUAAUACGCAAUCCAAUAAAAAUAAAGUACUUUUAGAAACAGAUGCUUUCUUGCUUUGUGGAAAGGGAAUCUUUAUAACACUUCAAAAAUGAUAGAAAAGUGGUUGCAAUUUUGCAAUGAAAUUUGGGGCUGGGCUGAGUUGAACAUAAACCUGACCGAAGCAAAACUCACCCAGGCAACAAUAAACUUGAUGUAAAGCAUGCUCUUGUAAGGAUACUCAAUCACAAU
This is a messenger RNA of Maylandia zebra (zebra mbuna), 2621 nucleotides long. It is a transcript of the gene cfap107, whose product is annotated as cilia and flagella associated protein 107. Gene Ontology annotation, cellular component: axonemal microtubule. Gene Ontology annotation, biological process: flagellated sperm motility. NCBI's taxonomy places the organism in Eukaryota, Metazoa, Chordata, Actinopteri, Cichliformes, Cichlidae. The record is from RefSeq and is a predicted model, not a curated record.